This is a messenger RNA of Plutella xylostella (diamondback moth), 1175 nucleotides long. Its product is annotated as enhancer of split mbeta protein. The record is from RefSeq and is a predicted model, not a curated record. Gene Ontology annotation, biological process: regulation of DNA-templated transcription. Gene Ontology annotation, molecular function: protein dimerization activity; DNA binding. Lineage: Eukaryota; Metazoa; Arthropoda; Insecta; Lepidoptera; Plutellidae.
GGGCGGCGCGCGCGCCAUUCGCUCAACAACCACCGUCGCGCGCGCACCUCCCGACGCACCACUCACAGUGAACCAGUCCCGAUGAUCCUCCCCGCGAGCGCCAUGUCGCCGCCGCACGGCGCCUUCCACCCCCCCGCGCAUCCCUCCGCGCUGCACCCCGACGAGGAGCCCGUCUCCAGGACCUACCAGUACCGCAAGGUCAUGAAGCCCAUGCUGGAGAGGAAACGCCGCGCCAGGAUCAACCGCUGCCUCGACGAGCUCAAGGACCUCAUGGUGACCGCCCUCCAGGCGGAGGGAGAGAACGUCUCCAAACUGGAAAAAGCAGACAUCCUCGAGCUGACCGUCCGCCACCUCCACAGCCUCAAGCGACGAGGACAAUUAGUGCUUAAAAAUGAAAUGUCUUACGCGGAAAGAUUUCGUGCCGGAUUCACGCAGUGUGCCACGGAAGUGUCUCAGUUCAUAACGAAUGCUACGCUGGCGGCGAACGCGAUGCAGCGCGCCGGGCCGGUGGACCCGCAGGCGGGGGCGCGGCUGCUGCAGCACCUGAGCCACUGCAUCAAGCGGCUGGAGAGCCCCGCGCCGACGGGCGGGGUGGCGCGCCCCACGCCGCUGCCCGCCGUGCCCGCGCCCGCCCACCUCCAGCACCAGCCCGCAGAGUCCCGGGCGCUGAAGAGGCCGGCGGAGGCGCUGGAGACCACGAGCCUGGGCAAGCGGCAGUACGCCCCGCCCUCGCCGCCGCACAGCCCCGCCUCCGAGCCCGACCCCGCCCACUGCAUGUGGCGGCCCUGGUGAUGCCCCGGCUCCGGCCAGGCUCAGGCCUAGUGUGAUAUCAUUACUGUUGUUGUUUGUACCCACGUUCCUAGAACUCAGUGUUGAAAGCGAUGCAUGGCUAGUUUGAACCACGUUUUGAUUGUUGUUGUGUUUUCUUUUUAAUUUAAUAAAUAAGGCUUUGUUUUACGGUUUAGAUUUGUUUUUUCGUAUUCCUAAUUUGAACGUCUUCCGCAUCCGCUUUCAGAGCAUUUACUUGUUAGAUUUUUAAAGUACCAUAGUGUAUGUAGCACCUAAGUUAAGACUGUGAUACUCAAGUUAGCCCAGUAGUGACAAGGCUGUAGGUGUAGCUGUAGGAAAAUAAUCAAUAAGAACUAAAAAAGCAAUAAACAUUGUUUCUAUACUAC